CUCAUCUACUCGCUACCAUUACCAAGUAGUAGCAAGCAGCAAGCUCGCGUCUGGUGCGCCUGCCUGCCACUAGAACUCUACUUACCUCUAAGCGCGGCGCAAUAAUGGGAGGAGGAGGGACGCUGAUGCUGGACCAGCGCUUGGCGGCGGAUGACAAGGUCCUCUUCGGGUUCCCGGCAGGCGAGUGCUUCUUUGGAGAGGGUGACCUCGCCAACCCGGCGCCGGCGACCGAGGAGAUGACUAUGAGCUUCCUCCCCUUGGAUGCGGACGAGAUGAUGAUGAGUGACGACGACGAUGUGGACGGCGUCGAGGAGCUGGAGCGCCGCAUGUGGCGCGACCGCGUGCGGCUGAGGCGCCUCAAGGAGCAGCAGCAGCAGAGCGGCCGCCCUUCCGGCGGCAAGCACGAGGCCAGCCGCAGCAGGCAGCGGCAGUCGCAGGAGCAGGCGCGGCGCAAGAAGAUGUCGCGCGCGCAGGACGGGAUCCUCAAGUACAUGCUCAAGAUGAUGGAGGUCUGCAACGCGCAGGGCUUCGUGUACGGCAUCAUCCCGGAGAACGGCAAGCCCGUCACCGGCGCCUCCGACAACCUCCGCGCCUGGUGGAAGGAGAAGGUCCGCUUCGACCGCAACGGGCCCGCCGCCGCCGCCAAGUACCAGGCAGACACCGCCGCCGCGGGAGGCGGGGCCGCGGACGGGUGCGGAGGCGCCGACGCGGAAGGCCAGCAUCACUCCCUGCACGAGCUGCAGGACACCACGCUGGGCUCGCUGCUCUCCGCGCUCAUGCAGCACUGCGACCCGCCCCAGCGCCGGUUCCCGCUCGAGAAGGGCGUGCCGCCGCCGUGGUGGCCGCUGGCCGCCGUGCCCGGGGACCUCGGCCCACCGCCGUACAAGAAGCCGCACGACCUCAAGAAGGCGUGGAAGGUGGCCGUGCUCACGGCCGUCAUCAAGCACAUGUCGCCCGACGUCGACAAGGCGCGCCGCCUCGUCCGGCAGUCCAAGUGCCUGCAGGACAAGAUGACCGCCAGGGAGAUCGUCGCGUGGCUCGCCGUGCUCAGGCAGGAGGAGGAGCUCUACAUCCAGCUGCACCCUGGCGCCCGCCCGGCGCCGUCCUCCGCCGCCAUGUUCCCCUUCUGCGCCAGCUCCGGCGAGUACGAUGUCGACGGUGAAGACGACACCGGCCGGAACCAGCAGCCAACCUCCAACCCCGCCGCCGCAGCAUUCCUGGACCUUUCGUCGUCGUUCAUGGACGAUGCGGGCCACAACAAAUUCGUCGUGGCCGAGCCCGCGCCGCCGAUUAAGCAGGAGGCCGCCGACGCCGUGUUCUUCCAGAAAAGAAGCGCGCCGGCCGCCGCCGUGGAGCCGGAGCUGAUGCUGGGCGGCAGCUUCCGCCGCGCCUACACAUGCGGCAACGUGCAGUGCUCGCACAGCAGCAGCGCGCAUGGGUUCCUGGACCGCAACACGCGCAACGCGCACCAGUACUCGUGCAUGUUCAACAACAGCGUCGGCCAGACGGCGGCGCUUGGCGGCUUGGACUUGGAUUUGCCCCUGGACGGCCAGAGGUCGCUCGGGGAGCUGAUGGACAUGUACGAGGCCAACGUGGGCAACGUGGACACGGCCGCCCCCGGCCCCGAAGUGCAGCUGCCCGGUCCGUUCCCGACGCCGUGCCGAUUUGGCGACAUCAUCAGCAAUGUGAUACAGCAGAGCGCAGCGGCGGCGGUCUACGUCCGUGACGACGACGCGCAGUUCGGAGGCGACAUCGCCGCCGCGUCACCGGGGCUGAGGUUCGGCUCAGGCCUGGACGUGGCGGGAGGCGGCGGGUUGCAGCAGCCGCACAAGUCCACGGGAUCCAACGGCAGUUGGUUCUACUGACUGCGCAUGCGGCAGAAUCAUGGAUGGAAUGGACAAUGGAGGUUGGAUAUUAGAAUUCACGAGUAGACGACGAGAUCGUCGUGAGUUUUCUCCAGUCUCGUAUUUAAGUAUUUGUAUAAGCCUGCAAAUAUAAUGGGCAAUGGCUGAUGCCGCCGUCCAGACCCAGCCAUGAACCACAAAAUCGUAAUGGGAGCUUCCAUCUUGCUCAACCUAUUAGAACUAAAUAAAAAGUCUCAUAAAAUACUAACUUUUGCCCA
Messenger RNA from Zea mays, 2122 nucleotides. Its product is annotated as protein ETHYLENE-INSENSITIVE 3-like 2. Gene Ontology annotation, molecular function: DNA binding; DNA-binding transcription factor activity. NCBI's taxonomy places the organism in Eukaryota, Viridiplantae, Streptophyta, Magnoliopsida, Poales, Poaceae. The record is from RefSeq and is a predicted model, not a curated record. The transcript has a single exon. Gene Ontology annotation, cellular component: nucleus. The coding region runs from base 105 to 1865 and encodes 586 amino acids.